AUGCGUUGGCCCCGCCUCUUCAGUCGUCAACGUUCCCCGCCUCCAGAAGACAGUUCUCCCGAGCUCACCUCCGGCCAAACCACAUCGAGGAGCGGGGAUAAACCCGGAUCAUUUAGCCAUCUUCACGACUUUUGGGAAGAGUUUACCUUUUUCGGCGUUGAUCCGAAUGACCGUCCCGUACAGGAACCCCCAAUUGUAUGUACGGUUUCCAAUCUUUUUUGCUUGCUUUCUAGGUUGAAGUGACUCAUUUUGUACCGUUGGUGUUCUAAAGAAAAAAAGGCCUUCAAAUUUCAGUGAAUUAGAAUUAAGUAUGUUAUCCAUGAGUGAUUUAUAGCCCGUUCCGUUUUCUACAGAUUGACUUGUGAAGGCGGGAAUCAGGCGCUAAAGUAAAACUUUCUCUGAAAAACACCAUUUAGUUUCCCGUUAAUUUUCAUAUUUGUUCUUCAGAUCUAUGGUCGAUGGUUUAAUCGCGGGAAGCCAGUUGGACUAAAAGACGGCACUGAAUACAAUGUUCUUGUUUCGGCAAAACCAAUGAUCACCUGGAAAAACAUUACCGAAGCAAAGUUCUUCGCUUACAUAACUCCGGAAAGUCAAAAAGUUGUGUUGAGAGAUCUAAAAGAAAGGGCGGAAGUCGUACACUUGUUGAUCCUCCGCGGAGUGGAAGAGAAGCUCUGGCGCAAGGUUACCACGAAAUUGAACAGUCUGUUUUUUUAAACGAUUAUUAUUUUUUGUUUUUAGCUGCAAAACUGCAAAGAUUGGAGGUGACGAUGUUUCCUAAGGAUGAGCCCGCGCCUGAAGGCUUCAGGACGAUGCUGUCGGUGUUUGGAACGAAGGUCAAAGGUGUUCAGACCGACAAGAAUGGACUAACAAUGGUACCAGACUCCCUUGUCUUGGAGAAGUUUCUGCUCAGAAUGAGUACCCAUUUUGACGAAAGGCAGGAAGAAGCACCUUUGGAUUUGGUCGCUCUCUUGAGGUUUGCUUUACUUUAUUUCUUUGCAAAUUAAUUUUUAAGCAAGUUGUUUUGAAUGUAGGUUGAACACGACUAUCCUGAUCAUUGAUGGCCAGAUCGACAAAUUUAAAAUGAAGCUUGAUGGACUGGAUCAUACGCAACAGAACCCUCACAUUCAACGGAUUGAGUAUCGAGCAGAAGGAACGGAGUUUCGGGAGCUUAUCGAGCUGAUUAAAGGAUUUCGUCGAAUUCUUCCGGGGUUGAAUGCUGUCAACUUCGGAACCUUAAAAGCGCGAAAAGUGGAUGUUCUGGUAGGAGUUUUUGAUAUAUUAAUUUCACCUGCUUUUAGCCGAGUCAGAAAAACGUCGUCGAACAAAUAAAACGCGCUUUCAAUACUUUGAAGUCUCAGAUUGACCGGCUUUUGGAUUAUUGCCAAACAAACUCCAUCGAUUUGACUGUAGAAAUCGGGUUCGAAGCCACAUUCAGAAUCAAAUUUCUGUCUUGGACAACCGACAUCCUUGAGUCUUUCCCUCCUGACACCGAACAUGUCGGAGAAGCAGUCUUGUCUUUUUGCGGAAAAGGAGAGGCGGAAUGUCAGGAUUACGUGUACCGGCAAGCAGGAGUCAAAGUAAACAUUAAGGCCUUCAAUACUCAUGGGCGAAUAUUAGUGA
Molecule: messenger RNA, 1620 nt
Organism: Bursaphelenchus xylophilus (pine wood nematode)
Lineage: Eukaryota; Metazoa; Nematoda; Chromadorea; Rhabditida; Aphelenchoididae
Source: the annotation of a GenBank genome assembly